CAGGCGCACAAAAAGGAGCCCAAACAGCGCCCGCUCCCACAAACACGCUGGUCUCCACCCGCCGCCCGCCCGACUUCACUGUAUCUCACACUGUCUGCAAAUCGAUACUUGCCCGGACAAAUAAGAAAAACAACAACGUUUGUAAUUCCUCUAACUGGCUUCCGGCUUUUUGUGGAGUUGCUACAACUGUUGGUGAAGAGAGUGGAGACAUUAGACCGGUUGACUCCCGGUUUAAUUUAUUAUUUUUCCCGUCAUGGAUCGUGAAAAGAUUGUUUUUCUGACAUAAAGAAGAUGUCCUUUUGCACGGAUCUGAUCAUGUUAAACCGCACUCCUCUUCACUGAGCAUCUCUACAGCCACAAACCAGCCAUUAAGAUGGCUUUGCACAGGAUAGCAGGCACUGCGAUGAGUUCAUUAACAACAGGUGUCCAGUAUCUCGGCUCCAACGACGCCAGCUAUGACGACACCUCCGUCGACUCGACUCUGAUCAAGAACCGGUUCCACUUUGAGAAGCCUAACUCCGCCUCCAUCAGUAACUCGCUCCCCGGGCUCGUCCCCGUAAACAAGGAGGUCAUUUACGGCGGCCUCGCUCCCAUUCUCCCCACCAACGUGUCCGACUUCCUGCUCGGCAAUGGCACGUCUGUGGAGAGCCAGUGUGGGGAGGACUUUGUGGACAACAUGGAGUGCUUUAUGAUUUUGACCCCGAGUCAGCAGCUCGCUGUCGCCAUCUUGGCGCUCACCCUGGGAACAUUUACGGUGCUGGAGAACCUCAUGGUGCUGUGUGUGAUCCUGCACUCCCGGACGCUCCGCUCUCGCCCUUCCUACCACUUCAUAGGCAGCCUGGCUGUGGCCGAUCUGAUAGGCAGCAUCAUUUUCGUCUACAGCUUUCUGGAUUUCCAUGUCCUCCACAGGAAGGACAGCCCCAAUAUUUUCCUGUUCAAGCUGGCCGGGGUCAUCGCCUCCUUCACCGCCUCUGUGGGCAGUCUGUUUCUCACUGCGAUCGACCGCUACAUCUCCAUCCACCGGCCGAUGGCGUACAAGCGCAUCGUCACCAAGACCAAGGCGGUCAUUGCCUUUAGUGUGAUGUGGGCCAUCUCCAUCGUCUUCUCUCUGCUGCCGCUGCUGGGGUGGAACUGCAAGCGUCUCAACUCCGUCUGCUCCGACAUUUUCCCCCUGAUCGACCAGAAGUACCUCAUGUUCUGGAUCGGGAUGACAAGCGCCUUGGUCCUUUUCAUCAUCUACGCCUACAUGUUCAUCCUCUGGAAGUCCCACCACCACGCCGUCCGCAUGCUGAGCCGCAGCUCCCAAAGAAGUGUGAUCGUCUACACGGCGGAGGGGACCAAAGUGCAGACGGUGAGGCCCGAGCAGGCCCGGAUGGACCUACGCCUGGCUAAAACCCUGGUUCUGAUCCUCGUGGCCCUCAUCAUCUGCUGGGGCCCGCUGCUAGCCAUCAUGGUUUAUGACCUCUUUGGGAAGGUGAAUGACUUCAUCAAGACUGUGUUUGCCUUUUGCAGCAUGCUCACGCUGCUCAACUCCACCGUGAACCCUGUGAUCUACGCCAUGAGGAGCAAGGACCUGCGCAGGGCCUUCCUCAACCUCUGCCACCUGUGCUGGGGAGCAACGCCGCCUCUGGACAACAGCGCCGACAGCGACUGGAACAGCAGGAGCGUGAGAGGCCCGGCGGGCGGGGCGGGGAAAGAUGGAGUCGUCGGUGGAAAAGCUAGAGUAAAAGUAGCUCAGGUUACCGUUUCUGGAAUGACGGAGACUUCUACUGCAGAGCCGGUCUAAAAGAGAAGCUGCCACGCUCUGGUACAACUGUGAAGUUAUUGUAGGAUAGCCCUAUUCGUCCUGGUGCACUGCUCUGUAACAAUGAAAUGUGCCAAAAUAUGACCUAGAUACAGAACUGAAAAACACGUUCCUGUCGCUUUCAAGCGGAAAUCUGUUAUUAUAGCUGUAUGGUGGAGUGCAAUGGGACUUAAAAAAGUGCAUUAUCUCUUUAUUCUAGUGUUGGUUUAUUUAAAAUGGUUUAUUGGGUUACACAAGUCUGAAUAUGCUGAUGCCUUUUGAAUCUAAUUAUCAUCAGUAAACAAUAGUGGUUCAUAAGAACCAGUUAUUUUCUGCAGUGACCGAUACAGAAUAAAACUAACAUUUGCUGUAGUUUGAAUGUGCAUUAAGUUGUGGAUUUGAGUUUAAAACGUAGACCAAUAUGGUGUUCCAUUUGGUUCUUUUUUUCACAUCACAUCAUGUGGCAUUAAUUCAAGGUUUAAUUGUGUCUCCCUUCAUGCAACAUUGAGUUGUGAAUUACAGCACACAACUUGUAAAUAGAAUUAGCAUCCAUUGAGUGAUUUUAAAUCAGCUAUUAACCAUAAUAUUGUGGCAUUUGGACUUUCUUUAUUUUUGUAACUAUUACUUCGCAAAGCCAAUUGAUGAGUCAUACUACAGAAAUAUGAACAGCUUAUUGAUCAAAUCAAAACUUUAGUCUGUCGUGAAUCGAGAAUGUAACAUACUUGCUUAUAACACAUGUGCUUAUGAAACGGUUGCAACAUUGUGUGAGGAGCUACACUUUGGUAUGUGAGGCAUCCAAUGUGCCAUUGUGUCUCAUAACAGGGAGCCAUAAGAGACAUACCUUCAAUAAAUAUAUUAAAUUUG
This is a messenger RNA of Pungitius pungitius (ninespine stickleback), 2647 nucleotides long. RefSeq names its product cannabinoid receptor type 1B-like. Gene Ontology annotation, biological process: adenylate cyclase-activating G protein-coupled receptor signaling pathway; regulation of metabolic process. The record is from RefSeq and is a predicted model, not a curated record. Gene Ontology annotation, molecular function: cannabinoid receptor activity. Gene Ontology annotation, cellular component: plasma membrane; cytoplasm. Lineage: Eukaryota; Metazoa; Chordata; Actinopteri; Perciformes; Gasterosteidae. The coding region runs from base 374 to 1786 and encodes 470 amino acids. The transcript has 2 exons.